Messenger RNA from Gambusia affinis (western mosquitofish), 2844 nucleotides. RefSeq names its product G protein-coupled receptor 157 (gene gpr157). Gene Ontology annotation, molecular function: cAMP binding; G protein-coupled receptor activity. The record is from RefSeq and is a predicted model, not a curated record. Bases 210 to 1247 code for a protein of 345 amino acids. NCBI's taxonomy places the organism in Eukaryota, Metazoa, Chordata, Actinopteri, Cyprinodontiformes, Poeciliidae. Gene Ontology annotation, cellular component: plasma membrane. Gene Ontology annotation, biological process: cell surface receptor signaling pathway; adenylate cyclase-activating G protein-coupled receptor signaling pathway. The transcript has 4 exons.
GGGUUCCGGUUGGUGCAAACAGUAGGCGUGCGGGGAGGGAGGGCUUAAAAGCUGGGCGAAAAGUUUUGCUUGCCUCGUCUGGACUGGAAGUUUUAAACUUACACUGCCUUUGAGGGAAAUCAUGAUCACAUCUAGCGCGAAUUUGUUACUACUGCUCCCAGAAGUGUUUGGCGAAACUCUGAUAUAGCAGCCAGUUUUCGCCGCAAACUAUGGCCAACGGGAGUCAGACAGAGUUGUAUUUGUCAGAGCGGGUGGUGGUGUUGUGUACCUGCGCUCUCUCCUUCCUGGGCUCCUCUCUCAUUAUCCUCACACACAUUAUCUGGACGGACUUGAGGACCACCCCGCGGAGGCUGCUGGUGUUCCUCUCGGUGACCGACUGGCUCUCGGCCGUCUCCUACGCCUUCGGAGUCUGGAGUGUUUUCCGCACCGACUCGACCGAGUGCGUCGCUCAGGGAGCCAUAUCCACUUUCUCGAACACCAGCAGUUUCUUCUGGACCGUGUCCAUCGCCGUGUACCUCUACGUCUUCAUCGUCAGGUCUAGCCAGAGGGUCGCUGACAGCCUGGUAGUGUUCUUCCACCUGGUCAGCUGGGGCGUUCCUCUGGUCAUCACUGUCACCGCUGUGUGCCUCAGCAAGAUCGGCUACGAUGCAUCAGAGGUGUCUGUGGGCUGGUGCUGGGUCAGGAUCGAGGCUCCGGACCGGGUCUUGUGGAUGCUGCUGACUGGAAAGAUCUGGGAGUUCCUGGCCUACCUCACUCUUCCUGUGCUCUAUAUCUUGAUUAAGAGGCAUAUCCACAGAGCGCAUGCAGCCCUGUCAGAAUACCGUCCCAUCUUGGCCACCAGGCCUCCGUCGCAGUCCUUCUCCUCCAUGGCAGAUGUCAAGCUGACUCUCAUCCCCAUCAUCUUCAUCGUCCUGCGCAUCUGGAGCACGGUGCGCUUCAUCCUGCUGCUGGCUAACUCUCCGGUCAGGCAGAACCCGGUGUUGGUCACACUACACGGUAUCGGUAACACGUCUCAGGGAGCAGCCAACUGCGUCAUGUUUGUGUUCUUCACUCAGCCCAUCCGCUCUCGCCUCUGCACUGUGCUCUGUUGCUGCUGCCCCAGCUGUCGAGCCGAGGCACCGCACUUGGACGAUACCCCACAGCGGCACCAGGCGAGACGGGACUCGAGAGGAGGAGAAGAAGAAAAAGACGGUACCGGGGGAGUGAUACCUCGCCCUGUGACCAGUGAAACCGGGCCGAACCGCUGAGGUGAAGGAAGCGGUUGAGCCCGCGGAGAGAGUGCGGAACGGAGAUACUGCAGAUGCAUCGUCUAGGUUACACACUUGCACUCUGGGUGUUGGGUUGAUGCUACCCACUUGACGACUUCUUAAAAUGAUGUUCUUUUGCUAUGUUUCUUGAGUCUGUUACACCAAAUGAGAGACAAGUUACUGUAGCACCUCUGUUUAUCAUGUACUGUAACUAAGUUACCACUGUGAAGUAACAUUUGGGCAAUCUUCGUAUUUUGUCCAACUGAUUGUGCUUCCAAAUGACAUAAAAGAAGAUAAUCUGUCAAAACAUCUUUACUGUGUUGAAGUCACUGAUUAGAAGGUUUCACAUUACUCCAAAUGCUGCUGCUUGACUUGAAAUGUUGUUUCCUCUUAUUUUAAAAUGUCUUAUUCCAGUCCAGCAGCAGGAUGUUCGGUACUGUAUUUCCACACUGGUGUGUGCUUAAUCUAUGUUCAACUAAAUGUUUCUGCAACCAGAAAAGCUAUGUUGGAAUGUGAAAUAAAACUAAAGUGGGUUAGCUUGGGUGAACUGAAUACAAUACAUAUAUAUCUGACGCUAACAUGAUGUCAGCAGAUGCUGCAACAUGUCCUGGUUUAAUAACUCAUUGUAAGGAUUUAGAAACUCAUGAUGUUUUAAAUGUGCUGUUUUCUAACUUUUGUUCAGAAUUAAGCUGUGGGAUAUUUUAGGGUCUCCUCCACUUUUACUUUUUUUUUUUUUUUUUUUUUUUUCCUGAGACGAAUCGGACAUGUUCUCUGGCCAGUUUAACAUCUACACUCCUAUUGUUGCUUUGCACAAUGGGACUUGCAGUGCAGAAAAACGAAAUGACAUCUUCCUUAAAGCGGGAAAAGAACUUUAUUUCUAGAUCUUGUCUGUGUUUUUUUUUUUCUUCAUAGUUUUAAACCGAUGAGCUCUGGUCUCCCAUUUAUUGACUGCCACUAAAUAUUUUGGUGAGUGCUUUAAUUAUUUUGGAUCAAACUUAUGCACAAUCUUUAAUUUGAGGCUUGACCUACUGUAUUUGUAUUGUAAUAAAUUUCUACUGUUAAUCUGCAUAUAAUUUGAUAUUGUAGAUGAUUAAAACCUCAAAAUACUGAACUGUUUAUUAUAGCUGCAUAGCAUAUCAAAUCUCAGUCAUAAACUCAAUGUCGAAGUGUGAAGUUUUCUUCCGUUUUAUAUUAUAAAUUGAGUCAUUUUUCAAGUUUCUUCCUAAAGAGAUGCCUUAAAUAUCCAGUUUCCUUUGUGCUUAUUGGCGUCCGUGGUGCAGAUAUUUAAACAGUAUGCAAUAAUCUAAUCUUUAAUUUCAGUAUUUUUAAUUUAAAGGGAGAAACUGAUACCGAAAGAGGAAAGAAUAUGUGAAUGUCAGUGGAUUUUAUGCAAGCCAGAAAAUUAAACAUGCAGGGUUUUAACUCAUAAUAGUUAAAUAAUGCCAAGAAUAAUGUGUGUGAGUAAAGUAGACUGUUCUUAUGUUAUCUGUUGAUAUGUCUGCUGUCUGUGUGAUAUUUUUGCUGUGUCUGUGAUUGUGGCUGUAGCAAAUCCAGUUGCCUCAUGGGGACAAUAAACUUUUCUACUGCUGAUGCUUAA